Molecule: messenger RNA, 1388 nt
Organism: Momordica charantia (bitter melon)
Lineage: Eukaryota; Viridiplantae; Streptophyta; Magnoliopsida; Cucurbitales; Cucurbitaceae
Product: protein SLOW GREEN 1, chloroplastic
Molecular function (GO): protein binding
Source: RefSeq, a predicted model, not a curated record
AUGACCUGAAUCGCUGGUUGAUUCUCGACGAUGGAGUCGCUUCACCACCGCCUUCAUGCUUCUCCAUUUCUUUCCUUCAGCCACCGCCUUCCGUCGUUCUCCAACCCCAUUUCUUCCCUCUCCUUCCGUACUCCGCCGCCGUCUCCGCUACGUUCUCCCUCGUCUUUCAGGUCGUUGUCUGUUACAGCCUCAUUCUCCCCGUCGACCUCCGACGCGUUUCACCAAACCCCUCGGAACGCUAAAUCUUCAGUUUCCGAGACCUGGAAUGCCGGUUUUCUGAGAACCGCUUGCAUCUCCAUUGCCGCUGCUGCAUUCUUCUUCCUCCGGUUCGACCAUCGGCACGCAGUUGCUGUCCCAGUGGCUCCGGAGACGACGGAGUCUACCGAGGAAUCAAUUGCAUAUGAAGAAAAUGAGAGCGUUGUGGAAGAGCAACCCAAGGAUGAUUCCAAUGAUGUUGAAGCCCUUCGAUCCCUCGUUGAGGCGAAUGUGAAGUCCGGUAAACUCCCCGAAGCAGUUGAUGCCCUAAAUCGUCUGAUCGAACUUGAGCCCAAUGACCGUGAGUUGCCGGUGCUGAGAGCCAAUUUACAUAGCUGUAUGGGGGAGCUUGAAUUGGCGAAAAAUGAAUUCGAGGAGAUUUUAGCGGAAGACCCAUUGCGUGUUGAGGCCUACCAUGGGCUUGCAAUGGUGUCGGAGCAAUUGAACGACAAUUCAUUGAAGGAAGUUUCCAAAAGAAUCGAAGAGGCAAUAGAGAAAUGCAAGAAGCAGGACAGCAAGUCAGAUAUCAGGGAUUUCAAGCUUUUGGUUGCGCAAAUUAAGGUAAUGGAGGGAAGUUAUUAUGAUGCAUUGAAAGCUUAUCAAGAACUUGUGAGGGAGGAGCCGAGGGAUUUUAGGCCAUAUCUGUGUCAGGGAAUUAUAUAUACUCUGCUACGGAAGAAUGAUGAGGCUGAGAAACAAUUUGAUAAAUUUAGGAGACUUGUUCCAAAGAACCACCCUUACAAGGAGUACUUUGAUCAAAACAUGUUUGCAACAAAGGUUUUUUCUCAGAAAUUAGAGGAGGGAGCUGGCUUGAAGAGCUGAGAAGAGUGCUUACCUGCUGCUUCUGUUCAUGGUUCAUAACCAAGUGGGAUUGUCAUAAAUGACUGCUAAAAAGAUUGAACUGAGGUAGAAGUUGAACAAUGAAUGAAGUCUAAGUGGUGAUUACUCUAUAAGCGUAGAUGGAAGACUGGUUGGAGGUCUAAUGAUAGGAGCUUGGUUGAUUAGGGAAGAGAGUAAAAUGGGAAGAACAACAUAUCCAAGUGAAUAUUUGUUGUUAGGGAAUUUUGAUGCUUGGGAAUUAAGGAUGUUUAAGAAUUUGGAUGUAUGAGAAUAAAGUUCAUAGCUAUCGUAAA